Molecule: messenger RNA, 795 nt
Organism: Hypoxylon fragiforme
Lineage: Eukaryota; Fungi; Ascomycota; Sordariomycetes; Xylariales; Hypoxylaceae
Product: S-adenosyl-L-methionine-dependent methyltransferase
Exons: 1
Coding region: 1-795 (264 amino acids)
Source: RefSeq, a predicted model, not a curated record
AUGCCAUCCCAUACCGAAAAGCUCAAAGCAGACUACGCAGCCCACGCGCGCGCCUACAACGACUCCUACCCCAGCUUCCCCAACGCGAUCCUCGAAUCGCAACUCGUCGUCUCCGCCCUCGGCCCCUGCCCCGGCCUCACCGUCCUCGACCUCGGCGGCGGCAACGGCGCGCGCGCCCUCCAAGCGCUCGACCUCGGCGCCGCCUUCGUCGACGUCGUGGACCUCUCCCCCGCCAUGCUGCUCGCGGGCCAGCAGACCGCCACGCACCACGGCAGCGACCGCGUCGCCUGGCACGAGGCCGACGUGUCCCAGCCGCUGACGCACCUGCCACUGCGCGGCGGGGAGGGGGGAUACGACCUGGUCAUGGCGAACUGGGUGCUGGACCACGCGGGCAGCCUCGCUGAGCUCGAGGGCAUGUGGCGCAACAUCGGGCUGUACCUCGCGCCCGGCGGGCGGUUCAUCGGCGUGCGCGGCGGCGACCCGUACGCGGCGUGCACGGCGGAGGGGAAGUACGGCAUGCGGUACAAAGACUGGCGCGACGUGCCGGGGGGCGGGGGCGUGUUCUUCCGGUACGAGGUCGCGUGCGCGGACCCGCCGAUCGACGUCGCGGCGUCGUCGUGGGAGGUCAUGUACUCCGGGUCGACGGAGAUGAUGGAGAAGGUGGGCAUUGGGGAGGUGGAGACGGAGCCGUAUGAGAACGCGGAGAUUGUCAGGGGGGACGCGGGGUUUUGGAAGCUGUUUUUGGAGAAUCCGUCGAUGGUGGUUAUGAAGGGGAGGAAGUUGGUGGGGGAGUGA